AAGCUUGGACAUGCGUCAUGUUGUCGGACGUCGGGGUGGGUGGCAGUGACCAUGUUUCGCGGGAGACACUACCAAGUACAGGUAUGUACUACUGAGAGAUCGUCUGUCCCACAGGUUGACUUCUAGCGCACCAAGGAGCUGCGGCGUCGGGUGCCUCCUCCUUGCGUUUGCUGAUAACUUGCCCGCUACCUACAUGUACCUCUACCUGUACUUACCUACCUCAGCCUGAGCCUGAGUUCUACGCUGCGACAUCACCUGCCCGUGUCCGUCAUUACUACCUGAUUUCCAUUCACUACCUUACCUCCUCCCUUGGGUACUACAUGUACCUCCUCUUUCUCUCUCAUACACACACACAUACUCGCUCGCUCCUGCAUCUACACGUUCGUUGAUUCAUACCUUAGUAAAGCUUAACUCCAGUCUUGGAUCUAUACUCAAGGUACCACUGAAGGUACCUUACUUACCUCCUAGCUCUUGAUUGUCGACGACUCAGCUGAGCCCGCCAUCGAACAAGCAAAGCCACACCAACACACGCGCCAUGGCAUUUCAAUCAUAUACUCCCAAGCCCGUCACCGACAUCUUCACACACGACACCGACAUCAAUCGUCGAGAAUGUCGACGAGUAGUGCCCAUGAGAGUUCUGGCUCUGGGACUCGGACGCACAGGCACAGCGUCACUUCGAACUGCACUACAGGAACUCGGCUUCAGCGACUGCUACCACAUGAUGUCUGCCAGCGUGGAGAACCCUCCUGACUGUCUCAUGUGGUCAGACGCUCUUGCUGCAAAGUACGACGGCAAGGGCGUGUUUGGACGCGAGCAAUGGGAUCAACUGUUCGGUCAUUGCCAAGCGGUAUGCGACUGGCCUGCCGUCGCCUUUGCAAAAGAGCUCAUCGAGGCAUACCCCGAUGCCAAGGUGCUCGUCACUACUCGCGAUGUGGACAGCUGGCACGCGUCCACCAUGAAGACUGUCCACUGGCGAGCAACCGAGCCAGAGCUCAAGUUCGUUUCGAAAUUCGAUUGGGGAGCUGGUCUCUACCAACCUAUGCUAUCGAAGUUCUGGACAGAGUUCUGGGAGGGCGAUUUCGAGAAGAACGGCAAGCGACGAUUCCGGGAAUACUACGAAGAGAUUCGUUCGCUUGUGCCCAAAGAGCAACUACUGGAGUACAAGAUGGGCGAAGGCUGGAAGCCUUUGUGCGAGUUUCUCGAAGUUCCCAUUCCGGAGGGCAAAAAGUUCCCCCGUACGAAUGACACUGACGGCUUUGUGGAUCGCUGCCGGAGGAGGAAUCGCAUGCAAAUGAUGAAUGUGUUGUUUCGCGCAACCGUGGUGGGAGGUUCGCUGGCAGCGAUUGUCUUCAGUGCCAGCAUGACCAUACGACGGCUCUUCGGCGGCCGUGGCGGUCUGCUGUCGUGAGAAUUGGUGUCGACGAGAACAGAGGAUUCACAUGAAGCCAGUACUGAAAUUACUUUGUUGAGGGCGUUCUGCGGGAAUUGCUGGUCACCAGGGAUAGAUGCAUGGGAUGGUGCAUAGGAGUAGAACUGAUGCACUUGGGAAGCAUAGACCACGGAGAAUGGGUUCGAGACCACCCCCAUAGGAGAAAUUGUGCACAUAUGUACCUGGUAUGGUUGCAGAGAGCUAUAUGGCACAAUGUCUUGCCGCACAUCGACAGUCCGGCGCCUAGCAUGCAAGAAGUCUCAAUUUGAGAUUUCCAGUCAAUUAGUAUUAUUAACUACAUGUAUUGAGCGCCAACAAUCGAC
This is a messenger RNA of Sphaerulina musiva SO2202, 1752 nucleotides long. RefSeq lists its product as uncharacterized. The record is from RefSeq and is a predicted model, not a curated record. The coding region runs from base 536 to 1408 and encodes 290 amino acids. NCBI's taxonomy places the organism in Eukaryota, Fungi, Ascomycota, Dothideomycetes, Mycosphaerellales, Mycosphaerellaceae. The transcript has 2 exons.